Molecule: messenger RNA, 608 nt
Organism: Mesitornis unicolor (brown roatelo)
Lineage: Eukaryota; Metazoa; Chordata; Aves; Mesitornithiformes; Mesitornithidae
Product: cytochrome c oxidase assembly protein COX11, mitochondrial
Exons: 4
Cellular component (GO): mitochondrial inner membrane
Molecular function (GO): copper ion binding
Source: RefSeq, a predicted model, not a curated record
CGCCUCUACUGCCAGGCGACGGGCAUGGGGGGAACGACGAGCGCAGGCCACAGCUCGGAGCAGAUCGAGAGCAUGGAGCCGGUGAGAGACCGGGUCAUCAGGGUCACAUUCAACGCGGACGUGCACUCCAGCAUCCAGUGGCACUUUAGACCCCAGCAGAGCGAAAUCUACGUGGUACCAGGAGAGACUGCAUUGGCAUUUUAUAAAGCAAAAAAUCCUACUGACAAACCAAUAAUUGGAAUCUCUACCUACAAUGUGAUACCCUUUGAAGCAGGACAGUAUUUCAACAAAAUACAAUGUUUUUGUUUUGAAGAACAGCGGCUAAAUCCUCACGAGGAAGUAGACAUGCCCGUCUUCUUCUACAUUGAUCCAGAAUUUGCAGAGGACCCUAAAAUGGCUAAAGUUCAUUUGAUCACCCUCUCUUACACCUUUUUUGAAGCAAAGGAAGGACAGAAGUUACCACUUCCUGGAUAUCAGUAAUGGGCAAUCUCCACACAAUUUGACUUCUGCUGCCCGACUACCAGUUUUGAAGCCAUUUUCCAACAGGAGGAAAAACUGCAGGAGUACCAUGCACUAUGAAAUUAUUUUCUCAAACCUCCACGGACACA